Daphnia carinata is the source of this 2110-nucleotide messenger RNA. Its product is annotated as regulator of G-protein signaling 8-like. Lineage: Eukaryota; Metazoa; Arthropoda; Branchiopoda; Diplostraca; Daphniidae. The transcript has 5 exons. The record is from RefSeq and is a predicted model, not a curated record. The coding region runs from base 1191 to 1841 and encodes 216 amino acids.
AGCUGGAACAACACGUUCUUUUAGUCUACUCUGCAGAGAUGAGAGUGUAGUAGCGUACGUGACUUCUGAUCGCAUCUCGUGACGCAAAACGGUUACACAGAAACGAAGUUUUAUACCUGCUUUAUCGAACUUGGCCAUGACGUUGAAUAUGUCAAACUGGGUUCAAUCUCCUACGUGUUUUAUAUGAAAUCCAUUUUGAUAAAUGGGAGAGCUUGUCCUGCUUUAAAAAUGAUGGAAUUUUGAAUUUUAGUAGACGUCGUUUGUUAUCCAGCUUUCAGACUUAAAAUUUUUUUUUUGUUCAAUGAGAUCAAAGCCAACGUCAUCCUCGUAAAAGUGUUCCAGGACAUUAACUAUUUACGCCUACAGUACAACACGGUACCGAUUUUUUUAGCGGAUGUAUUGGGUCGCCUAGCGACUUCGAUUAGCUGCUUGUGUGACCCUCGUACAGUGUUCAUUCGCAGUCUAUUCAAGUGUUUUAUGUUCCACGAUACUGAGUUUUCUCGUACAACUGUCCAGCAACCAUUUCUACCAACGUCACAUGGCUGUUACAAGUGUCGUCAAAGACCCCAAUAUAGAACGGGCGUUCACCUUCUAUAAAUGGAUUUCUGGCAGGCCUUUUUAAAAGCAUGUUCCUGAUUCAUUUCUUAACUAAUAGACCCAUGUAGUUCUAUUUGAAUCCCACAAAUUGUUAAUUCAAUUUCUACUUUGCAGAGUAGACAAGACAAUACUGUCAAAUACUGUCAACCGCCACCAGUGUCGGCCUAUGCAUGACUAGGUCAACCGGUUGACGAAGUGAAUCCUCAUUCAACGUUUGCGAGCAAGUUGCCCAAGUUUUGUGUGUUGGCUAAACAUUCCGGUUGGUUUACUUUUCAUUUUCGUUUUUGCGGUGAAAUACACAAAUACCCAUGCGUCCAAAUCUAACCAGAGGAUUUCCGAAACGAUAAGAUGCGCGCGCAAAGAGAAAAAUCCCUGUUUUCUUUGAGUUCGAAAUUCCCACAUCCACCACCGCCGUCUGUAACUAUAGACCUUUUAUUAACGGUCUGAUCUGCGUCUAAUCUUCAGACUUCAGUACAUUUGUUCACGCCGUCCGUCUCGUCCGUUAUUUCCCUAAUUUGCAUCUGCGUUCAAAGAGAGGAGUAUCCCGUUCCACACUGUGUAUUUGCUUGGUUGAUUUAGCUUGAAAUUAGAAUAUGAUUUUCACCAAACAAGGACAUUAUCAAGCCUUCCUUGAUGACAAUAAAAGCGUCAAACACUUACUCAUCGGGUCCUUAACUGGUCUGCUGUUUCGUGAAACCUACGACGUCCAACGUGAGCUAAUCAACAACUUGAACGACGAAAGGAAAAGCUUCUUUUUGCAACAUAUUGAACGAUCAAAAAUGCGACUUCAAAACUUGAAAUCCGGAUCCAUGCGAUUGACGAGUGCGGAGGCAAUUAUACCUCAACCGGAGGAAGCGCAAAAAUGGUCCGAAUCCUUUACCGUCCUCGUAGCAUCUAAAUAUGGAUCGGCCCUUUAUCACGCUUUUCUCCUACGAGAAUUCGGCAAUGAGAACUUGGAAUUUUGGCGAGCGGUCGAGGAGUACAAGCAUUUGAAACCACAGGAAAUGGAAGUUAAAGCGUCAGAGAUUUACAAUGAAUUUGUGGCUGAUAAAGCCCCUAAACAAGUCAACUUGGAUGCCGAGACGAGACUGACUACAUUGAACAACGUCCAAUCGAAAAUUAUUGACCAGCACACUUUUGAUCGCGGUCAAAGGAGAGCACAACACAUGAUGGAACGUGAUUCUUAUCUGCGUUUUCUCCAGUCGAGGUUAUUCCUAGAACUCGCAUAUCCAGAACGAUUUUAGCCGAACGACGUCCGCUUCCGCCUCUCCGUUGAUCUCUCUAUUUUUUAUCGGUCAUUUGAUACCCACUCUAUUUGUUUUCCUGAAAAGCAUAAGUCCCCAUCUAGUUCUGAAUUUCAUGAGCGAAAAGAGCCACCAACAACUUUAAAUGUAGUUAAUUUUCAAAGAAACAAGCUUCGUCGUCUUCGUUUCAGUUUGAUGGUCUGUGGUUGUGCAUUUCAACAAGAUUUAGAGGAAAGAUAACCGAUGAAAAGGCCCAAAUAUAAAUUGAA